AUGUACGGACAUGUCGACGAUGAGAUGGCGGAGGAGGGCGUUCAUGAAGACGCCCGGUUCAAAGGGAGAGCCAGUCAACCGUUGACGGACUGGCAGGACAACAAUUCGGCACCCCGGUACCCUAUCCCCAAGAGAGCUAUGGGCGCCGUCGAGAUCCCCAUGAUCGUCAUGAACCUGGGUCGAACAGAAAAGGCAUUCGGUAACAUCUCGUCUUUUCAAAAUAUCCUGGACACGGAGCGCAACACGAUCCCUUUCUAUCUCAAUCCCGAGAGCCCCUUCCGCAGGCCCAUCAUGUCUCACAGCGCUACGAGUCACAACGUUGUGUUGAAGAUCAUAGUGCCGAAGCGGACCGGUAGAAAGCGGAAGAGGGGGACUGACGGGCCGUGGGAGGGCAAAGUCGAGGUGGCCGACGUCUCCAGGCUGGGUUCGUCAGGGGAGCAGAUCUGCUCGAGGUCUCGGUUGGACAAUCCGAAGGUGUUACGGCGGAAAAUGCAGGACAACGUCGACAACUACGACGUUGAGGCUGUCGGCGUUAUCAAACACACGCAUCGCUUCAGAGGCAUGGCGGACUUCCACUGGGGCCUCGAGCACUCACCUUUCAUAUCCAGGUUUAUGAACCAGGUCAUGCCUGGCGACAUUACACAGAUGAGAGACUUCAAGUUCGUCGAGGGCGUGGAUAAAGGGCCUAACGUAGACAUCAUCCCGCCGCCUGUGUGGACGCCAAUGACACUGCCCUUCAUUUACAACUACUCCCAGAACCCUUACGUGCGCUCUGAGCUCGACCACGCCGGUCAGACUAAGCUCAUCAACACCCAGCUCCCGACCCUCAUCGGUUACUUUCUCAAGGCAGACCAAUACCCCAUCCCGGAUGGGCCGCAGACGCCCUACGACGGCACCGACGAGGAGGUAACGCACUGCAUCGCGCGCAUGCAGGAGGCGAUGCAGGAGCGUCCUAUUUGGACACGCCGGUCCCUCAUGAACAAGCUUGGAUCCAUCGUCCGCAAUGCCAACGUCAUGAAGCGCUGCGUCGGCUACGUCGGCUACCAGUUCCGCGGCGGGCCAUGGCGCGACGCCAUCAUCAAGUACGGCAUCGACCCGCGCACCGACCCGGCUUACCGGACGUACCAGACCAUGAUUUUCAAUAUGAGAAAGCUGCAGGCCGGCCACAUCGGCGAGACUUGGCACGCUAUCCGUAGCUUGCGUACCGAGCAGCGCCAGCCGCAGGGUGACAACCACGAAUCUCAUGUCUUUGACGGCAAGUCAUACUGGACCGACGGCAAAGUCUGGCAAAUUUGCGACAUCACGGAUCCACUCAUCGCAAGGCUCUUCGCUGAGGCGCCGCUACGGCCCGAGGUCGAUAUUUACAACAGCGGCUGGUACCACCAGGGCACGUGGGCCAAGGCCAAGGGCAUCAUGAAAACCAAGAUGAUUGCGAUUCAGUUCGGCCGCAAGCUCAGAGACGAAGACUUUUCUGGCAUCUUUGACGUGCGCGACACGACGCCACCGCCGGGCGCCUCGAGCGUCCACGUACCGCUACCAGACCUCGAGCUCACCGACGCAGAGAAGCGGGUGCUAUACGGUCGCCGCUUCAAGGAACCCAAGAAGAAGCGCAAGGGCACUGCCUACCGUGUCACCAAGUCCAACGGACCGCGAGGUGUGGCCGCUGCGGCGGCAGCAGGCAGUGGCGUGGGCACGCCAAACACGGAGACGGGCGCACAGGAGGAGCUCAUAUCUGCCGGCGAGGACAGUCUCGAGGAUGACAGUGAAGGUGACGAUGACGACGAAGAUGGCGUGCUUCCCGGCGAGGGGCGUGUGUUUGCACCUGUUCCUGGUCUCGACGAGGACAUGGAUGAGAUUGGGGAAGAGUAUGGCGAUGAAGACGAGGACGGGGUGGGCUAUGGCUAUGGCGAGGAUGCCGAGGGGUACAAUGAGACGCGUGUCUAUGAUAACGCGGGCGAGACACAUUCCAGCGUUGCAUAUGCGACAGAACAGCCUGGUCAAGCGGACGUGGACAUGGAGUCAGCCUAUCCCUCGGAAGCAUUGCCAUAA
This is a messenger RNA of Colletotrichum graminicola M1.001, 2049 nucleotides long. RefSeq lists its product as uncharacterized. Gene Ontology annotation, biological process: transcription initiation at RNA polymerase III promoter. Gene Ontology annotation, cellular component: transcription factor TFIIIC complex. The coding region runs from base 1 to 2049 and encodes 682 amino acids. The transcript is spliced from 4 exons. NCBI's taxonomy places the organism in Eukaryota, Fungi, Ascomycota, Sordariomycetes, Glomerellales, Glomerellaceae. The record is from RefSeq and is a predicted model, not a curated record.